ACCCAUUCAAAACAAACAUAUAUCGGCGUUGUCGAGUUUGACAUUUAACAAAAAAGGGCAAAAAAGAUGGAAUUAAAUUUACAAAAACUAACUUAUCAAAAUAAAUUAAAGCUAUUAAUUUAUAAAACUUAGUCGCUUUCCAUACAAUUAAAGCAACAGUUAAUUUAUUAGUGAUGAUAGUGUUUAACGGUUUGUUUUACUGCGGUCGUAACAAUGAAAAUUCUUUAUUUAUUAAAUUCUAUCGGUUUGUUAUUAAUAAAUAUAAUAAACCCUUUGUUAAGUGUAAAUACUUGCCCUGAAAAGUGCUUAUGUAGAGAGGUGCCCCAAAAGGAUAAGUUAGUUUGGACGAAACUUCGCUGUGGUGAUACAGAAAAAAUUAAGCAUUUAGAUGAAUUAGACCUACUAAACAUUGCAAAUGAAAUUUUAUACUUAAACUUGUCAGACAAUUACUUAACCAAUUUCAGUCCCAAAAUACAAUUUCUUGCCCUGCAAAGACUAGAUCUUAGUAAAAAUAAAAUAGAAGCUUUACAAAACAAACAGUUUGAAGAGGUACCAAACCUUCGAAGAUUGGAUAUUUCUAACAACCUCAUUAAGUUAGUUGAGCCACAAGCUUUUGCUGGACUAAAGUAUUUGGAAAGAUUAAAAUUAAACCAGAAUCUCAUAUCCACCAUUCAAAAGGGAACUUUUAAAACACUCACAUUUCUAAAGCAACUUGAUAUCUCGAACAAUCCUUUAACAUGUGAUUGUGAAUUACUGUGGUUGCUAGAAUGGACCCAACAGCAAUCUGUUAAAAUUGCUUCUAAUCCAAAGUGCAGUUCCCCUGCUACAUUUAAAGGUGUUCCUUUGAGGAAAUUAAAAAUUGGUACUGAUAUACAUUGUAAAUCUCCUGCUGAUGACAAGGAAAUCCCAAUGAUUGAUUUACAUUUAAGAAAUGACCAAAUUCUUUUUGAAGGAGAUUCAUUCAGGCUUAAAUGCAUAUCACCAUUUAUUCCAGAUACGUAUCAAUCUGAAACUGAAACCAAAUCAGAUCUGCUUUGGUUUUGGGAAAGUAGUCAGAAAGAUGUAAUAAGAUCUUUCCACACAAAUAAUUAUUUUUAUUCUGAAAAGGGCUUAAUAGAAAGUGAAAUUAUAAUUCCAAAAAUAAACCAAAAUUACUCAGGUUUGUUAUACUGCCAAAGAACUACUGAUGAAGGAAACUUCACUAAAGCAAUAAAUUUAAUAAUUAUUUCCAAAAAUAGUCAAUUUUGUGAGAUGACUACAACAUUAACUAACAAAGGAAAUUACUAUUGGCCCAAAACACUAACCAACAACACAGUUUACUUGCCUUGUGAAUUUAUACAAGUUAAUGUAAAAGUUUCUGAACAGCAAGCAUCUUACUACUGCUCUUCUGAAGGCCAGUGGGAAAACCUUAACACCUCUAAUUGUACAUAUACUUCCGAAAUUACAAGGACUCUGGAACAAUUCUCUAAGCUAAAUUUAAGCUUGAAUUUGAAUAUUUACGAAAGAGCUAGGCAUUUUAAGAACUUUACGAGUAACUUAAGGUUAUUAAAAGAUGUAAUGGAUUUGGUUUUUCUAGUAAGAACCAUUGAAAAUUAUAUUCCAUAUCUUUCUUUUGAUAAAGAAUUAGGAAACAUUUUAAUUGAUAUUAUUAAUUUAUUGAUGACUUUGCCAGAAAAUUAUUUGAGGAAAGCCGAUGAAAUAGAUGGAAGUCUAGAUAAAAUAGUGAAAGUCAUAGAAGACAUCGUGUCACAUAAUACCACUUCUUCAUUGCAUAAGAACAAUAUUGUUGCUGAAGAAUUUUCAAUAAAAAAAGAAGCAUUUGUCGGCAUGACAUGUUCAUGGUACUCUAGUGCUGUAAACAAUUCAGAUCGAAUGUUUUAUUGUGUUACAUCCUCAAGUCCCACCGUCACAACUGGAAUAAUGAACAAGAAAAUAGACGCGUCUGUACAAAUCCCAGCAUCUCUGUUUAGUCAACUAAAAGAGCAGGAAGAGCCGGUAGAUACAGAAGAGGUGCAGCGCCUUCUAGUGGUAAUGAUGGCAAACGGAAAGCUGUUUUCUCUGGACGAAUCGUUAAAAGGUUCCAAGGCAAUUACGUUACCUGUAAUUGGAGUCAAACUGGCCAACAAUACCGCCGUUUCCAAUUUAACAGAACCGAUAUAUAUAAUGCUUCGAAUUCCGACUACUUACUACGAUUCGACUGCCUCAAUUCCUGUGUGGUGGGAUCCAGAAGCUAAUGAGGGACGAGGUAACUGGACAUCUGAGGGUUGUCAAUUCAGUCACGAAAUCCGUGAGAAUCUCAUAUUUAGUUGUAAAAAUUUCGGUUACUACGCUUUUCUCGAAGAUGUUACCAAGUACAAUGUGAUCGAAACGGGCGCGAAAUUUAAAUUGUCGCACCCGGCAAUCUACAUCGGCAGUUUUGUGCUUUUUUCCUGUCUUUUGAUCACAAUUACCACGUAUGCAUUUUGUUACGUAUCGAUACAGAUGCCUAAAAAGGCGAAACAUUCACUGAUUAAUCUGUGGAUCGUUAUAAUGAUGUUAGUGUACAUUUACGUAUUUGGAAUCUAUCAAACUGAGGACACCUUUUUGUGUCAGAUCGUUGGAAUUGUAUUGCAUUAUUUGACACUGUCUUCGUUGCUUUGGGUCGUGGUGGGAGUGAGUACAAUGUACAGACGUUUAAAUAAGAGCGACGCAAUAGAUCUGAACGAAGACGAAUUACCAUCGGAUCAACCUAUUCAAAAGCCCAUUCUAGGCCUGUAUUUGGUCGGAUGGGGCGUGGCACUUAUUGUAUGUGGUAUUUCGAGUGCAGUAAACAUGAAGGAGUAUGCCGCAUACGACUUUUGCUUCCUAAACUCGCCCCCUGCGCUCAGUGCACUUUUUAUUCCCACAGUUAUCCUAUAUGCCCUACUGGGAAUUCUGUUUCUACUCAUUCGAUGUACCAUAUACAACACUGAUGUAAAUGGUCACUUAAGCGAGGGUACUCAAGCCACCGAAAACGUAGAUUUGGAUUUGUUAGAACCUAGUUUUCAAACUAAUGACAGGCACAGUAUUCUUUCUGUAAAAACGAGAUCAAGCGAAAUAGAAGACCAAGAACACUCUCCUUCUGCACAGUUGAAGGCUCAAGUUAUAUUUUUAUUAAUAUACACAGUUGCUUGGUUCUGUUGUGCCUUUGCCACGUCUACGCCCUUCCAUUUGGAACACGAAGCAGAGAUUUUUAGUAUUCUGUAUGCGGUUUUUGCCUCACUUUUGGGAGGUUUUACGUUUUUCUUUUACUGUGUUGCAAGAAGCGACAUACGAAGUAGGUGGUUGAGCUGUAAAAGAAGCAAAACGGCAUAUUUUCGCACCAGAAACGUAUCUGACACAUCUCAGAAUAUUCAAAUACAAUCUUUGCCAUUGCCCUCUGUAAGCAACCAAAAUGGCGAAGCCCAAGUGACCUCUAGGUCAAGCAGUAGAAGUUCUACUAAAACUAAAUCAAAUUCAAAUAAUAGUAACCUUUUGAAAGCGGUCACCAAUGUGAAAGCUACUGCUGCAGUCCCAAAUGCUGAUAAAAUAAAUAAUAUGAAUUUAGUACUGCUUCAUACCCAACAGUACCGUAUAGGCAUACCGGUGCCUAACAUAAUAGAAAAUCCAGCCAGCUCGGUGCAGAUGUUUUACAAUCCUUAUCAAAGCACUGUUGCCAGGAAGUUCUUUCGGAAACAAAGACAACAUAUGAUGAAACGUAACAAUUUCCCUGUCCGGAAGUGCGACAGCGACACAACAUCGGUCAUCUCUGUGCCCAAAUCAAAUAACGAUGCCGAACAAAACAUUUUUGGAACCAGUUCAAAAGUAAAUAACACAAAUAUCCACGUAGAACGAAUAAAAAGGAGCAAACAUCGUAAUCCAAAUAUAUAUUCGGACAGUUGUGAAGAUUUAAGUCUGCCGCUAGAUAAAAUGGCAAUUAAUAGUGAACGCACUCGAAGAAGAGAAUACCCUCGGCACCGUACGAAGAAAAAACAGAACGUUGCCCGUAGCAAAGAAGCACUGGAGACGCCGGAUAUGCGUACUGUCUCUCAGCAAUGCAGCCUUGAAUAUACAUCCGAUACAUCGGCACUAGACGUUGCCCAAAUGCCUUUGGAUACGUUUGAAUUACCCCAAACGGUGGAUGAAGACAAGCUGAGCCUAAGUCCAGCGAAAUCGGUGGAACUUAAGGUAACGUUCCCUCCGACCAAUUUUAAACGCGCUCAAAGUAGAGCGAGUAGCUUUUCGGCCAGUGAAUUGGACGAAUUAUAUCAGCAGAUACGUAGAGGUAACGGUUCGACUAAAGUAAAGCAAAAGGGCCAUUUGAGAUGUCAUAGCCCUUGGCUGUCGGAUUCAGAAAUACAUUCGUAUGCGGGCGAGGCGGUAAAAAAGGCACGUACUAUUUAUAGCCUAGAUGAAUUCGAUGAUAACGUGGAGACUACAGUUUAACAUGAAGAUUGACAGAGCUUUUGCUUUGCUUUUAGCUUUAAAUGUUUCCGAUUUUAAAAAAAUUAAAACGAAAAAGAAUCUGCACUUGUUUAAUAAUUAUAAGAGAUCUGUUUUGCGUUAAUUACUUAUCUUUUCAUUCUAGGAAACCUUAAGCAGCUAAAAAAGUUAUAGACUGGUUAGUAGUACAAUUUUUUUAAUUUAGUUCAAGUAUUUGCAAUUUUAGAUUUUAGUUGAAAUUGGUUCCUUGGUUGUUUCCUUCAUUUAAACAAUUUCAGUGAAAGAUGUCCUUUUCUAUGAGAAUAUUUGCCUAUAUCGUUUAUGUAUAUAUGUUUUUGUAUUAAUAUUUUUUAUACUACGUUUUAAUAAGUAAUAUGUGUACAAACCAACUUGCCUUUGUAAGAUUAACAAAAAAAGAGAAAAGAAAUGAACAUGUUCUGUGCUCAAUAAGUGUUUGUUACUGUAAAGAGCUGAUCCAGUAAUGUUUAUGUUUGCUGAGUCUUCCAAAAUUAUUUAAAAAUCGUCUCAUUGCAAUAACAAACUCAUUUACAAGAUACAUGUCGUAUUUAAUAAAUUAAAUGUAUGAUAAAAAGUGCAUUAUGUGUGAUUUAAUUCAAAAUAUAUAUGUGCAGGGUGUUAUUUUUAUAAGCAACAAUAUUUUUGAUCGAAAAAUACGUUUUACAGUCAAAAAUCUUAGCUAACAAAAAAUGACUAAUUAGGAAAAUUAUCACAAACUACAGACACUUUUUUAUCUUCUCUUUUAUAGAACAACUUGAACAUUUCGUCUAUGUAUAUACAUAUAUAUAUAUAUAUAAGGUGUUUACACACAUUUUUAAAUUAAACCAUACUACUACUAAGUUUUUUGACUGUAUUAUGUUUCAUUGCAAAUAGUAAUUGUCAGGCAAGUCUAAUGUAAUUUGUCCGUUUUGAAUUUGAAAAAUGUCAAUUAGUCAUUAAAUAUUUUUUCCAAUUAUGUAAAAAUUUUGUAAAUUUAUCGAAGUUCUUAGGAUUUCGCGUCCUAUAUAGAUUGGUAGCAAACUUCUCUCUGAGAUAUUUUCCUGUGGUCCAAGAAGAGAAAAAUUCAAUGGACCACACAAGAAUAGCCUGAAGAGAAGUUUAAAACGAAUUGUAAUUUAUUUUUUAAAGGCUUGCCUUAAACGUAACUACCUAUAAAGAAGUUGUUAUAUGUGUACUUAUUAAAAGCAUAAUUGUUGCAAAUGAAAAGUAAAUACUCUUCAAAAAUUAUAUAUAAAUAACGAUAUAAUGAAUACUGUAUUGUUUUAAUGCACGAUUGCGGCAAAUAUAGCGUACAAUUUUAAGACUGUGUUUUAUAUAUAUACAUUCGUAUCCGUAGUUUUGCUAUACAUUUCGAUGUAGUUUUAAUGGUAUAUUUAUACUUAUCAAAUAAAUAAUUAAUAAAUGUGCCAAAAACGUUGUUUUCGUUUGUGUUGGAAUUUGAAAAUGUUGACCACGAAAUGCGUCUAAAAAACUUCAUUGUUUUGAAAAUAUACCGGGAAAAAAAUAAACUGUGAAAACAUUAAACUUCUUUAACAUUGAGAACCGCUUACGUUACGUUAAUGAUAAAAAAAUA
Molecule: messenger RNA, 6031 nt
Organism: Agrilus planipennis (emerald ash borer)
Lineage: Eukaryota; Metazoa; Arthropoda; Insecta; Coleoptera; Buprestidae
Product: adhesion G protein-coupled receptor A3-like
Exons: 6
Coding region: 214-4443 (1409 amino acids)
Biological process (GO): G protein-coupled receptor signaling pathway; cell surface receptor signaling pathway
Cellular component (GO): plasma membrane
Molecular function (GO): protein binding; G protein-coupled receptor activity
Source: RefSeq, a predicted model, not a curated record